AUGGCAGCUUCGUGGUCAUCCUCAACCUCACAUCGCCCUCCCGUUCUCCUCAGUACAAAUCCAGACCUCAUGAACAGACCGGCAGUAGUCCAGAAACGGAGGCUGUCCAGAGUCCCUGGCGGCUUUGAUACGGACGACGAGCUCUCCCCGAUGAAAAUGGAGUUUGGGGACGAAGCUAAAGUGACCAGAGUGCGCAGUUACGAUGAUGCCAAACUGGAGCAAUCAGGACAGCAAGAAUGUGAUGAAAGAGGACGCCGGCCAUGGGAUGAGAAGGAGAAUAUACCCGACCGCAGCAGCAAUUUGCUUAUGAGCCAGGAUGUUACGUAUAAUACAAGUCAGGAUGGCGAUGACGAUGACGAUGACUAUAGCAAUAACAACAAGAAUGGGUCACGGUUACUAAGCUCCCGAGAUCCACCCUUGUCAUGGCCACCUCGCCAACAACCGCACCCGUCACAGAAUUCCUCGCGAUCUCACGAUGUGCCUGGCGACGAUUAUUCAUCAGCGUCGAUUCCACCUCCCAGCGCUGACUACACCGACUCCAGUAGUCUGUUUCACCCUUUUCCCAUUCACUAUUCCAGACGUUAUGAUACCAUGGACGGCUCUACCAAUACUAACGACCAUAACGACGACCCAGAUCACGAGCACGAUGAUAGCAGUCAUGACAACGACCAUGGGAUCAUCUUCGACCACGAAAACGAAAACUCCAAUGAGAGCUACAACGACCAGACGCUACCUAAUCAGACUGCCCUAGAUGAGAAAGAAAUGCGCCAGAAACUGAUGGACAUUGAAUCGAGCUUUGUCCCUGAGCCCUCUGCCAUCGACGUCGCUGCUACUCCAGGUCUACGCGCCCCAGAUGAUACAUACUUGGUUGGCGUGGAUGUUGGGGCUUCAUCACAGAUUGAGGAAGGUGAUAGUCGAGAAACUCCCUCGUCCCCUUCCACGCCUCCAGGCGCGUACAAAACUCCAGCUGCUCACCGCGCGACUGGAUUGGACCCGUCGCUCUUCGGGGAGGAAGGGGAUUCAGCACAGCACAGGAACUACAACCAUGACCAAGAUAAUGAUGACCAAAAAGGCCCUGAUGUGACCCCCUCCGCCAAAGGGAAUGACACUGUGAACACUUCAUCGUUGGAGACGAUUUCAUCCUCUCCAACUGCGGCUGCUGCUGCAAGGACGGUCUCGAGGAUUAUCUCCUCUGCUCAGUCGAGGUCGAGUCUUCGGAGCAAUUCGUCCCAGCGCCGCCGUCAAUAUGCUGAGCGAGACCUUUCCAGCACCGAUGAUGAUAAUGUGGGUAACACGCCGCGCCGGCCGACGCGAAAUGUUUCCCCAGUUUCGAAGCAAUUACAAGAUACUACGGGUGUCAGUGGAAGUGAGGGCGAUACACAGCAUAGUUCGGGUCAAUCUUCGGAGCGCCGACAUAGAAGACCCAAGUUCCUGACGAGUCGGCAGUCUGUUCACCGCUUCUCGACCUCUUCUGCUGCGACGGUGACCACGGAUACUGCAUCAGAAGCAACUAUGGGAGUCGAUUUUGCACUCCAGUCCGGCGGAGCCGCCCCUGGAAACAACAGCAGCCAGCGCUCACACAGCCACGGCAGACGUAAGAAGAUGGAGCUGUCAAGAUCGAUAAGUCUUGGGAGCAUGGCGUCUGGCGUAUCAGCAAUGAGCGACGAGAACUCGUUGGAGCCGCGGAGAGGUUUCAGUGGAGUUUCAGAAGCAAGCUUACAGACCCUCAACGAAGAGGAAUCCACUGCCCAGGCCCGUCCGGGAUCAUCGGGGAAUAAGUCUGUAACGGACCCCAUGACUCCCAGAGCUCAACCGCGGGAUCUGCCACCACCCGGCACCAUCAUUGCGGACCAUACGAAGGAUAUCCCUAUUCCAGCCACCCUCGUGCGCCAGUUCCGCGAAACUAAUCUUGGCAUAUCCCCGGACAAGCGUGGUGGUGCCCCAACACCCGCCUUUGGCCGGAGUGGCAAGUCUCUAACGCUUAAAGAACAGAGCAGCACGAUUGAUAGGUUGUCGAAAGAGAAUUUCGAUCUGAAGAUGCGCAUUCAUUUCUUAAACGAGGCCCUUGAUAAGCGGUCCGAGGAGGGCAUCAAGGAAAUGAUUUCUGAAAAUGUCGAGCUCAAAUCGGAUAAGCUUAAGUUGCAGAAGGAUAAUCAGGCGCUGAGAAGGAAUGUUCGUGAUUUGGAGAAGUCGCUUCGCGAGCGUGGGCAGGGGGGUCAGGAGGGGAAGGAGAAGUUUGGGGGUCAGAAUGGGGAGGAGGCUUCUGAUGAGGAUGGCCAGGGGCAGGGACAGGGUGGUGGUGUGGAUGAGGAAGAGCUGACAUACCUGCGCGAGAGGAUUGAGACAUAUGAGGUAGAGAUUGAGAGAUUACGGUCUGAGAGUAUCUCGAGGGAAAGUGAGAAGCGGAAGUUGGCUGAGCUGGUUAAGUCUUUGGGAGAGGGGAGGGUGGCUAUUGGCUCCGAUGCUGGGGCAAGAGAGGAGAGGGAUAUGUGGAAAGACAUGCUUGAUGCAGAAACUGCAGCUAGAGAACAGGCCGAAGAAGAAAACAGGAAGCUUCGAGAUGAGAUCUUACGCAUGAAACCCGAUACAAUACCCGGCAGCCGUUCCGGAGGCUCCCGUGUUGGGAAACUGUCUAUCAUCUCUCGAUCUACCAUGUCCGACCGCGAUGGGGAUCGGAAUGCCGUUGUUAGCACGAAUUCCAACACCACUCUUGUCGAACUGGAGCUUCUCAAGCAGGAAAAUGCUGAGUUGCGUCGGGAAGUCAGUGCACAGACGUCCAUGCUCACGUCCCGUAAUCGCGAAAAGGAAAGACUGUACCAGGAAAUUGAAGACCUGAAGCUGGGCCAGCGUAGAGCUGACGGUGGCCGGUCAGUGGCUGGUGAUAGUAUCUUUGAGCGUUCGGUCUCCCGCGCCCAGGACAGAUCUAAUUCCCAUACCAGUGAUGGGGCGAAAUCCCGAGCCAGCGAUGCGGAAUGGGAAAGUCUCGAGAUCAAGAAUGGUGAACUCCGAGACCACGUGUCGACGCUUAAGCUUGAGAAUCAAAGUCUUCGCGCUCAGCUGGAUGAAUGCAUGAGUGAUCUGGAGGCGCUGGAUCGUGCUUAUCAAGCAGACGUGGAGCAAGCUGAGGAGGACUUGCAAACUAUGCAAUUUGAGCGGGAUCAGGCAUUGCAGAUUUCUGAGGAGCGGGAGGAGGCGUUGCAGGAUCUCAAGGCGGAAGCGCAGGAGGAGAUUGAUGCUUUGGGCGAUGAGCUGGAUCAGAAGAUUGACGAGUGUCAGCGCAUGGAGGUUGAGUUGAGUAAUCAGCAGGAGAAUUUGAAGGCUCUGCAGGCGGAAAUGCGAUCGGCGAGUGAGGGGAUCAUUAGGCUUGAGCAAGAUGCCCAGAAUAACUUGCAGAAAUAUAAAUCUGUGCAGCAGGAGCUGGACGAUGCCAAUCGGGAACUGGAGCAGAUGGAGAAGAGUCUCUUUGAGGCUAAUAAUAAGGUGCAGCGUUUGACUGUUCAACAGGAGUCUAGUCAGAAUGAAAUCUCGUUCCUCCGUGAGGAGCAGGAUGGCGAUAAAAUUAAGAUUGGCGAUUUGGAGUCUGAGUUGAAAACAUGUCAGAUGAGUUAUCAGAAUGAGAAGGAUAGAGCUAAGGAGCUUGAGGAUCGUCUUGCAGAGGAAAGGCAUCAGCGUGAAGUUGUUGGUAGUAAAGAGAAGCAAGAGGUUCAGCGGAUUAUAAACGAGCUCAACCGCGAAGCCACCGCGGCUAAGGACGAGGUUCGUAAAUUGAAGAAAAGCCUCUCCUCGAGGGAGAUUGAAGCUACGACAUGGAAGGAGCGCUUGAUGGAGUUGGAGAACAGCCUUCGUGAAGCCCUUGGUGACCUUAAUGGCACCAGGUCAAGUUUGCUCGCUUCAAUAACUAAGCUGCAGCAGGAACUGGAUUCGACCGCUCUGGAGUUGGAGAGUACCCGCACCAAACUUGAUGAGAAGGAAACCUUACUUCGCAAUCGUGAUGCCCUUCUCGAAAGUCAUGGCCUGGAGACUCGGAAGCUCGCCGAUCUUUUGGAAAGAGAGCGACAGGCACAUCGUGCAGAUAAACAUUCCUUCGAACAGUCACUGAAGAAUCAUCAUCAAGCUUCACGGACAAUCUCCCAGAAUAAUUCGCGUAUCACAGACUUGGAGGCUGCGCGAAGUCAGGACCGGAAACGCUUCAGUGCCCUUGAACAACAGUAUAAAGACCAGCUGAACGAGCGGAAUGCCAUGUUCCUUAAUAUUUGGAAACGGCUUUCUGCCAUGUGUGGUCCUGAUUGGGCCCAUUCGAAUAGCCUGAUCAAUGGCAACUUGCCCAGCCAAGAGGUUAUCGGGAACAUGCUAUUCUGGCCUGGAUUCAGCCGUAAUCUCCUCCUCGCAGUUAAGACGGUCGAGAACCUAAUUGGCGGUUUCAAGACGCGGAUCAAGUCUGUGGAACGUGAAUUGACAAAGGAAUACCAAAAUCUCGAACAUAGUCUGAACGUGCGUGUCAAGAAACUCGAGCGGUUGGAGGAGAUGGUUCAGAAUUUCAAAUCCGCUCAACAGCAACAACACCACCACCACCGGUCGACCUCGUCGAACGCUACCAGCCCCGAGAUCUCAAAACUCAGGGGCGAGAAUAGGUUGUUGAAAGCGGAGCUUAAUCUUCUCCAAUCUCAUUCGCGCGCUCGUGCCGCUAAUGCCGUCGCCGCCGCUGCUGGAGGCGGAGGACAAGCAGGGAGUGCAAGAGGCGCUCCAAGACCAUCCCCUUCCAACAUCGCUGCCAACACCUUCUCCCACUACAGCUCCACAACAACGGCAGUCGACAGUGCCUCCGCAGCGGGCGGCAAACCACAAGCUCAAGGGCCAGUGCCCAGUCGAAGCCCCAGCAACGUCUCCCGCGGCUCUUCCGGCAUCCUCCAACCAACCCACUAUUCCUCUUCAGCAAACCUAAACAACAAUCCCAUUGCAGCUGCAACCACCACUUCCACCUCCACUCAAGUUGCCCAACAGCAAGCGCAAUACCAUCACACCUCUUCUCCCCGGAACUCACAUCCCAACAGUGAACCAUCGCAUGAGAAAUGGAUAAAAAGGUUGCAGGAGCUCGAACGGCGCCUAACUGCUGAGCGCGAGGCCCGCUUACUCGACCGCUCUGGCGCACGCAAGAGGCUAGAGGAGCAGAAUGCGCGUAAUGAGCAGCUUGAGGCUGAAUUGGCUAGGCAGAGGAUGCGACAACAGUCUCGGGGGGCUAUUGCCAAUGCAACCAAUGGCAGUAACAGUGUUAGUGCAGAACCUGGCAGCGGGGGGGCAGGAGGUGGUGGAAACGCCAGCGGAAACGGAACCGGUCCCACAGCGCCGACACGCCACCUUUCCGCCCCUCCCACCACCAUCGCUCAUGAUACGGACAGUAAGCGGGCGAGAAGGGCUACCACUGCUUCUUCCUAUCAGCAUCGUCGUAGCGCCGCGGGCGAUGACACAGAUCACGAUGGUGAGGGAAGCUGCGAUGCUGAAGAGGGUGAGAGGGUCGUUAUAGACCACAGCGCCGGCAGCGGCAGUGGCGGAGCAUAUCAGAAAUGCCAGAGUCAGAGUCACAGCCGCAGUCGACAGGCCCAUAAACCCUCCAGUUCUACUACUGCGAGCUCGACACGUCGCGAGCGUUCGCAUUCGUCGUCGGGCCGCCGGCGUCAACAUCGGCGAGAUUCGCACUAUGGGACGGGGACUGGCGGGGAGACGGAUGAGUAUGAUGGGGGUGAUGAUUAUGAGGAUGAUUAUGACGAGGAUUAUGAUGGGCAUGGGUCUGGAUCGGAUAGAGAUGGUAGUGAGGGUGGGUUGACUGUUGAAGUUGAGGUUUAG
Messenger RNA from Paracoccidioides brasiliensis Pb18, 5841 nucleotides. RefSeq lists its product as uncharacterized. The transcript is spliced from 2 exons. The record is from RefSeq and is a predicted model, not a curated record. Gene Ontology annotation, cellular component: microtubule organizing center. The coding region runs from base 1 to 5841 and encodes 1946 amino acids.